CCCGCGUCUCGAGCAGCGUGACCCCGGGGCAGGGACCAGGGUCACAGAUGGUGACAUGUAGUCACCGCCGGGGCUAACCUUGGAACCUGGGCGCGCGGAAAGUUUGGGGCUGGGCGCCAUGGCGAAGAUCAGCUCCUUGAAUGUCCGCGUGGUGGAGGGCCGCUCGCUGCCUGCCAAGGACGUGUCUGGGAGCAGUGACCCCUACUGCAUAGUGAAGGUGGACGACGAGGUGGUGGCCAGGACUGCGACUGUCUGGCGGAGCCUGAGCCCCUUUUGGGGCGAGGAGUACACGGUGCACCUGCCCCUGGACUUCCAUCAUCUGGCCUUCUACGUGCUGGACCAGGACACAGUCGGGCAUGAUGAUGUCAUAGGCAAGAUCUCGCUGAGCCGGGAGGCGAUUGCUGCAGACCCCCGAGGGAUCGACAGCUGGAUCAACCUGAGCCGCGUGGACCCGGAUGCAGAGGUGCAGGGGGAGGUCCGCUUGGCCGUGCAGAUGCUGGACGAUGUGAAGGGCCGUUGCCUCCGCUGCCAUGUGCUCCAGGCCAGGGACCUGGCCCCGCGAGACAUCACUGGCACCUCUGACCCAUUCGCACGUGUGUUUUGGGGUAGCCAGAGCUUGGAGACCUCGAUCAUUAAGAAGACACGCUUCCCACACUGGGAUGAGGUGCUGGAGCUGAGGGAGCCGCCUGGAGCGCCGGCCCCACUGCGGGUGGAGCUCUGGGACUGGGACAUGGUGGGCAAGGAUGACUUCCUGGGUAUGGUGGAGUUCUCCCCUCAGGUCCUGCAGCACCACCCACCCAACGGUUGGUUCCGCCUCCUGCCAUUUCCCCAAGCUGAGGAGGAUGCUGGGGGAAGCCUGGGGGCGCUGCGGCUGAAGGUGCGCCUGGUGGAGGAUCGGGUCCUGCCUUCCCAGUACUACCAGCCGCUGGUGGAGCUGCUCAUGGAGUCCGCGCUGGGGCCGGCGGAGGAGGACACGGCCAGCCCCCUGGCCAUGCUGGAGGAGCUGGCCCUGGGGGACUGCCGCCAGGACCUGGCCACCAAGCUGGUGAAGCUUUUUCUGGGCCGGGGCCUGGCUGGGCCCUUUCUUGACUAUCUCACCCGGCGUGAGGUGGCCCGGACGGCCGACCCCAACACUCUCUUCCGUUCUAACUCACUGGCGUCCAAGUCAAUGGAGCAGUUUAUGAAGCUUGUGGGUAUGCCCUACCUGCACGAGGUCCUGAAGCCGGUGGUCAGCCGGGUGUUUGACGAGAAGAAGUACAUGGAACUUGACCCGUGCAAGAUGGAGCUGGGCCGCACGCGGCGGAUCUCCUUCAAGGGUGCCGCCUCCGAGGAGCACGUGCGGGAGACCAGCGUGGGGCUGCUCACUGGCUACUUGGGACCCAUCGUGGAUGCCAUCGUGGGGUCCGUGGAGCGCUGCCCAUCUGCCGUGCGCCUGGCUUUCAGGCAGCUGUACCGGCGUGUGGAGGAGCGAUUCCCCCAGGCGGAGCAUGAGGACGUGAAGUACCUGGCCAUCAGCGGCUUCCUCUUCCUGCGAUUCUUUGCACCAGCCAUCCUCACUCCAAAGCUGUUUGACCUCAGAGACCACCACGCGGACCCCCAGACCAGCCGCUCACUGCUGCUGCUCGCCAAGGCUGUUCAGAGCAUCGGUAACCUGGGCCAGCAGCUAGGCCGGGGCAAGGAGCUGUGGAUGGCCCCCCUGCACCCUUUUCUGCUGCAGAGUAUCUCCAGAGUGAGGGACUUCCUGGACCGGCUGGUGGACGUGGAAGAGGAAGGGGAGGCUGCUGGUCCAGCCAGGGCCCUGGUGGCGCCCUCGGUGACGGUCCGGGAAGGUUUCCUGCUGAAGCGCAAGGAGGAGCCCGCCGGCCUGGCCACACGCUUUGCCUUCAAGAAGCGCUACUUCUGGCUGAACGGGGAGACCCUGACCUACUCCAAGAGUCCGGAGUGGCAGGUGCGCUCCUCCAUCCCCGUGUCCCACAUCCGUGCUGUGGAGCGCGUGGACGAGGGCGCCUUCCAGCUGCCGCACGUGAUGCAGGUGGUGACGCAGGACGGGGCGGGGACGCUGCACACCAUCUACCUCCAGUGUAAGAACGUGAAUGAGCUGAACCAGUGGCUGUCGGCCCUGCGCAAGGCCAGCGCCCCCAACCCGGACAAGCUGGCCGCCUGCCACCCAGGUGCCUUCCGUGGGGCGCGCUGGACCUGCUGCCUCCAGGCCAAGCGCUCAGUGCCUAGAAGAGGCCUCUGAGCCUCCAGAGGGUGUCUCUGAGCCAGCCUCAAA
Elephantulus edwardii (Cape elephant shrew) is the source of this 2275-nucleotide messenger RNA. It is a transcript of the gene RASAL1, whose product is annotated as RAS protein activator like 1 (GAP1 like). The record is from RefSeq and is a predicted model, not a curated record. Gene Ontology annotation, molecular function: GTPase activator activity. Gene Ontology annotation, biological process: cellular response to calcium ion; intracellular signal transduction; negative regulation of Ras protein signal transduction. NCBI's taxonomy places the organism in Eukaryota, Metazoa, Chordata, Mammalia, Macroscelidea, Macroscelididae. Bases 119 to 2242 code for a protein of 707 amino acids. The transcript is spliced from 20 exons.